GUCAAAUACUCAGCAUUCAAUCCCCAUUCCGGCCCCCUCAGAGAUCCAUCAAUCUCAUUAAAUCUAACAAAAUGAAGAAAAGGGUCUCUCCAAUGGCUUCUCUCUUCUUCAUUUCAGCUUUAGCAGCCGCUUUUCAUUCAUCAUCUGAAGCAGCAGCUAGUUCACAAUCUCCAUUUGAAGACAACUUCAGUAUAAUGUGGUCCGAAAAUCAUUUCAAAACCUCUGAAGAUGGUAACACCUGGUUCCUCUCCUUAGACAAAGAAACAGGGUGUGGAUUUCAAACCAAGCAAAGAUAUAGAUUUGGGUGGUUCAGUAUGAAACUGAAGUUAGUCGGAGGUGAUUCUGCUGGCGUUGUUACAGCUUACUAUAUGUGUUCUGAAAAUGGGGCAGGACCAGAACGAGAUGAACUGGAUUUUGAGUUCUUGGGGAAUAGGACAGGACAGCCGUAUUUAAUUCAGACAAACGUGUAUAAAAAUGGGGUCGGUGGUCGUGAAAUGAGGCAUAUGCUUUGGUUUGAUCCUACUGAAGAGUUUCAUUCUUAUUCCAUUUUGUGGAAUGACCACCAAAUUGUAUUCUUCGUAGAUAGAGUUCCGAUCAGAGUAUUCAAAAACAACGGCGAGAAAAACUAUUUCUUCCCCAACGAGAAGCCGAUGUACUUAUUCUCCAGUAUAUGGAACGCUGAUGACUGGGCGACUAGAGGUGGGCUCGAGAAAACCGACUGGAAAAAAGCUCCGUUCGUUUCAUCUUACAAGGAUUUUAGCGUCGAUGGGUGCCAAUGGGAAGACCCGUACCCUGCUUGUGUAUCGGCUACUACUAAGAAAUGGUGGGAUCAAUAUCAGGCUUGGCAUUUAACUGAUUCUCAAAAGAUGGAUUUUGCUUGGGUACAAAGAAACCUUGUGAUUUAUGAUUAUUGUAAGGAUACUGAUCGGUACCCUAAAUUGCCUGUGGAGUGUUCGUUGAGUCCUUGGGGUUAGGAUUUUUAAGGAGCUAUCAUCAGGUGAGAUUUUUUUUUGGUAUUUUAUUUAUUUAUUUUCGAAAUGGAGUUAAAUAAUGUAAUUAUUAUUUAUUUACUCUUAUGAAAUUAGAACUGAGAGGUUUGCAUA
Messenger RNA from Gossypium raimondii (Peruvian cotton), 1103 nucleotides. RefSeq names its product probable xyloglucan endotransglucosylase/hydrolase protein 8. Gene Ontology annotation, biological process: cell wall biogenesis; xyloglucan metabolic process. Lineage: Eukaryota; Viridiplantae; Streptophyta; Magnoliopsida; Malvales; Malvaceae. The record is from RefSeq and is a predicted model, not a curated record. Gene Ontology annotation, molecular function: hydrolase activity, hydrolyzing O-glycosyl compounds; xyloglucan:xyloglucosyl transferase activity. Bases 72 to 974 code for a protein of 300 amino acids. Gene Ontology annotation, cellular component: apoplast; cell wall. The transcript has 4 exons.